Molecule: messenger RNA, 1240 nt
Organism: Rubroshorea leprosula
Lineage: Eukaryota; Viridiplantae; Streptophyta; Magnoliopsida; Malvales; Dipterocarpaceae
Source: the annotation of a GenBank genome assembly
AUUCUCCUUCAACCAUAGCUAUCCUCUUCGAUUUAUGAUUUGGGAUUCAAAGAUUUUGAUUACCAAGCUUACUGACAUCACAAACACUCUAUAGACAAUGAUCUUGCCAAACCCUCCAUUCCGACCGAGAUGCACUUCUUCCUAUAGAAAUUGGUGGCGAGACUACUUCCAUCCUCGGUUCCUCGGUGUUAUGGACAAUAUUUUUGUUCUGGUUCCUCCACCACUCACCAAAAAAUUUGAAUAGAAGAAAGUUGUAAAGGAAAGUGAAGACCUAGAAUCUGCCAUGGUUGCCCAGAUCAGCCAGCCAGAUCUGCCAAGGAGAGCGCCCAAAGCUCAAGUCAAAAGGAAGAUUGCUACUUCUGCAAAUUCCACGGAAGAAAAUACUCCCUCCAAGCAGCAAAGAAUCGGAGGUCAGCAGUAAAACCAUCUGUUGCCAAGAAACUUAUCAAGUCUGCCUCUCCCUCGAGGUCCUGAUUUGCCAUGCCCCUCGAGUCUGCAAUCUGUUGUCGGUGUCUUUCUGCUGCCCUUUUGCGUUGUAAACGCCUCCUCAAGGUCCUUGGGUUUUGACCCUUAGGAAAUUUUGGAUGCACCACACGUUCCCAUCGUUUGGUUGGAGUUUUGGGUGGUGGUUUCACCAUUAUGGGCUUUUUUGCGCGUCCAGAUAUUGCAGUUCUUUGAUUUGCAUUAUUUUUCUAUUGAGUUGGGUUAUGCCUCCCGAGCUGUCUUCUUCGGUAUGAACCUGAUUUGACCUGACCUGAUUUCUACGGGCCCUGGCUUCCUCAAUGACCCACCUCAGAUCAUCAGCUGCAAGUCUGCGCCUAUUAUAUGUCUGAGUUCUGUCCCUGGCAAUGCUUCUGAGAUCUGUCGCAUUCACCCCAACAGAUAUGGUAGGGAAUGGAUCUGCAUCAACUCCCAUAGUUUCUUUGGCCUUAUCUGGAAAACACAGAAUUCUCUUGUCGAUUUUAUCUUGUAAAACAUUCAUUAGGGGAAUGUUUCCAACAGAAUUGUGAUAAAUCUGCUGAAAAAAAUGGUUGAUGAUAAUCCAAGGUGUUAGCAUGAGCUGUUAUCUGACAAUUUGGGCUUACAGAACUUCACAAAGGAGUUCUACCAAGGUAACUCCAUUCUCUUUAACUUAUGGACAUGAUGCUGUUCUGCCCAUGGAGUUAUCUGCUAGAUCAUUGUGUCUAGCAAUUCAACAUGGUCUUACUUCUGGAGAAUAUAAUGAAGCAAUGAUUCUAGA